AAUGCCAAAUCGCACGUUUAAUGUAAUGCCAAUGAUUAAAUUUAGCAUACACUCGCGAGACAAUGGACAGCGAAGCAUUUCAAGAGGUCGAGAAAGAUGCACUGCGUCAUAUGUGCGAGUAUUGUGGCUAUAGGACACGUAUACGUGGAAAUCUAUUAGUUCACAAGCGACGACAUACGGGUGAGAAACCCUUUUGUUGUAAUAUAUGUAAUGCAACAUUUGCGGCACAAUAUCAACUGACAACACAUAAGGAGCUGCACAUUGAUGCCCAUCAGCGGCGUAGUCGUCACAUGUGCCAGGAUUGCAAUUUGGGAUUUUUGAGUGCGCGCGCUCUAUAUCACCAUAGGCCGCUACAUGCAGAUGUUAAGAAAUAUAAAUGUACAAUGUGUGAUAAAUCCUAUGCACAGGCAGCUGGUUAUGCGCAGCACAAGCGUUGGCACCGUCAACACAACGAGCGGGCAACAAGUACAACGAAAUCUGUUGAAGCAAACGAUUAAAAUUAGCGC
Molecule: messenger RNA, 506 nt
Organism: Drosophila innubila
Lineage: Eukaryota; Metazoa; Arthropoda; Insecta; Diptera; Drosophilidae
Product: zinc finger protein 202-like
Exons: 2
Coding region: 63-497 (144 amino acids)
Biological process (GO): regulation of transcription by RNA polymerase II
Cellular component (GO): nucleus
Molecular function (GO): DNA-binding transcription factor activity, RNA polymerase II-specific; RNA polymerase II transcription regulatory region sequence-specific DNA binding
Source: RefSeq, a predicted model, not a curated record